CUCAAUAUGCGUUCUUGUCUGUACUUGCGUUCUUGUGGACUUGUGAAACGUCAUCAGUCGCGGCCCAAGUACUGUUCCAAUUCAAAGUUCGCAUCAAGCCCAAGUUCACAUAAAAUCCCCGGAUGUGUUCUUGAUCCGCCCAUUUUAUCGAGGAUGCAUCAGAGGAGACUUGUGUGGACUUAUGAGAGCGAAGUUUCCCAGAAUGCAUUUCGCGUCAGGAGUUCGUUCUUCCGAGUCUGAACUUGCAAGUUCGAACUACGAAGGACACAAGUCCGAGUUUGGCGUACUUGGUAUUGAGAAACGGCUCAAGUUUUUAGGUAAAUAAAUGACUGGUUUCACACAAAAUCUGCACACUUUAUUUUUUACUGUAAAACCCUGUUUUUUAUAACCAGUAUUAACUUGUUUGAUGUACUUGUCAGAGUAUAGUGUUUCAAUACACUGAUUGGUUGAGCAUUUUUGUCUGUACUUUGUAACAAGAGACUCGUCCAGCUCUAAAACCUCUGCAAACGAUAUCAUGUUUUGACACUAAACAAUGAGGGCUGUGCCAAUAUUACUGUAAGGAAAAUUUAAUCCAUUGUCAAUGCUUAAAUAUGACUGGGAACUUGAUGUUAAAUUUCAUCCUCCCUGCAUGCCCUUUACGAUAAAAAACAUGGUUUUACUAAAGUUAAAAAAGCAUGGUUACUGUCAAAAAACAUAGUUAAACCAUGUUUAGUUUAGGUUUUGCUGAUAGUAAUCAAUACACCAAAAAAAAAAACAUGGUUACUACAGUUUUACCACAAUAAAUCAAUGGUUAAUUUUCAUAAGGGUGGUAUCCGGGUAACUCUUUUUUUUCCCCAUUUUCAGGAGACGUUUAUUCUUAAAAAGAAGUUUAGUCUUUUAUUCCAGAGUGAAUGAGAAAGGAAACUCUUGUGUGUGAGCCCAGAGUCCUCAUUAGCACACUACAGUUGUCUCACAGGUCUUGUGAUGGAACAGGCAGAGCCUGAAAACGAUGCUCAAGAUGCUCCUCCCCUUCUUUCCUUCUCUACAAGUUAUCAUGCUGAUAGUUUAAUAGAAAAUCUUUGCAGCUUUUUCAAAUGGCUGUUCGUUUGUUUGAGGGUAAAGAACAUGCAUCUUCAUAUUGGAAGUAUAGGAUAUCUCCUUCCGAGGAGCUCAUCAGCAAGAUAAUGCAGUUUCUUAUGAGCAAUAAAGAGCCACCUUAUGAGCUGGCAGUGGAUGUUGGAUGUGGGUCAGGACAGGGAACGUUGCUCUUGGCACCGCAUUUUGCUCAUGUGGUGGGGACAGACAUCAGUCCUGCUCAAUUGGAGAUGGCAAUAAAGCAUGCUAGCUCCCCAAAUAUCACUUACAGGGAAUGUCCAGCGGAGGAGCUGCCUUUUGAAGAUGGCUCUGUGGAUCUUGUGGCCACCAUGUCUGCGUUCCAUUGGUUUGACCAUUCACGUUUUCUUCAGGAGGUUCACCGAGUCCUGAAGCCUCAUGGCUGCCUUGUGCUUCUCAAUUAUACUUUGGACAUGGAGCUUAGUUAUGGAGACUGUUCAGAGGCUUUAAACAACAUCUGCAAAGAGUAUUAUGCUGCCCUGUUCCCGUACCGGAACCCUUGCCUAGGUCCCAGUUCUCUUGACCUUUAUAACCAAACCUACAACUCUCUCCAGUAUCCAGUCAAAGAAUGGCAGGACACUUUUUGGGUGAGAAAAUGCGUAUCUGUAUCUCACUACAUUGGCAUGGUAGAGUCAUUUUCCAGUUUCCAGGCUCUCUUAAAUAAAGAUCCAGAAGAGGCCAGACGGCUUUCACAGGACAUCACACAAAGACUGUUGUGUGCAAUGGGCGUGACAUCAUCAGACACAGAAGUUGUCAUGGGAGUUAAACAUUUCUAUGUGCUGGCCUGCAAACCUGCAGAAGACUGAUAUUUUUUUGUUUUCAUUGUGUCAGUGCUGUAACAGAAUGGCAAUCAUCUGAUUUUAUAACAUUUAAAAAAAAUCAUAAAUUGUUAGCAGUACUAAAUAGUGGAAAGGUGAGGGUUACAGGUUGGUCAAGUGUAUAGCAACAAAAUGUGUCCAAAAGUAUACCAUCAGGGCAUUGCAGUAUAAAGUCUUGCUGCAAAGCAUAGUUAGACAGAAAUAGAUUGAAAAUAUAUUUGAAAGCACAUCCACUAGAGGGAAGUGUUGUCUUGUGGAUGCAGUCCAUAUGAAAACCAUUUCUGCUGAACAUUGUCCCACUGUGCCCACAAUCUAGCAAUUCCACGCUACAAUGAUUAAACACAGACUCGAUGCAUAGCUUUAUAACACACAGCGAGAAAAAGCAAACUGAGAGUGACAUUUCUGUAAACUUAAAAAUGUUUUCAGUAUUUUGAAUAAUCCUAACGUUACAUUUGUUUGUAUGAGCUGCUCAGAUGGAGAAGUUUAAUUUUCUAUCUCAUUUCAAACACAAUUACUCAGACACAAAAAACUCAGAUGACUUAAGACAUUUGUUUACUAUACAUACUUUGAAAAGUGAUGUAUUAUUUGAUUUCUACCUCCAUAUACCCCACAAGAGUCAUAAGGUUCUAGUUACGUGUAAGAAAGUUUGUUAGUGGUUUGACAUUGUGUGUCUUUGUCCGAGCUAUGAGGAAUGGCAGAGAGUAAAUGCAGGGAACGAAUGGCAGGAAGUCUGUGUUCAUAUAACUUUCCAAGAAAAGUAAUGCACAAACUUAUCCCUAUCGAAUGACAGCACAUGAUACAGUGAGUGUAAGAGAAUAGUGUCAGCACGCAUAUGACAGAGAUGACAGGUGGCACUACACAACGUAUAGAUGAAUUGAUACUUUUCUGUUACAAUUAUAUAUUGCUAGCAAUGGUUAAAACAAUGUCCAUGUUCUGCACCAAUCAUUUAGGAAUUCCCUUAUUACAAUAAGAAUAAACAUAAAAAUGUAAAUUUUUGGUAUAGAAGUCUUACACGUGUUAAAGGGAUAGUUCACCUUAAAAUGUAAAUUCUGUCAUCAUUUACUCAUCCUCAUGUUGUUCUUAACCUGUAUGAAUUUCUUUUUUCUGAUGAACACAAAAUAAGAUAUUUUGAGAAAUGAUGGUAGACACAGCAGAUAGUGACCAUUGACUUCCAUAGUAGGAAUAAAAAAAUAUGAUGGAAUUCAAUGGGUACGUCAACUGUGUGCUUACCAUCAUUAAUCAAAAUAUUUUCUUCAUCAUUUAUCACAAUACUUUCAAAAUAUUUGUUCCCUACUAUGGAAGUCAAUGGUCACUAUCUGCUGUGUGUUUACCAUAAUUUCUCAAAAUAUCUUCUUUUCUGUUCAUCAGAAAAAAGAAUUUCAUGCAGGUUUAGAUGAGCAUGAGGAUGAUUAAAUGAUAACAGAAUUUUUAUUUUAAGGUGAACUAUCCCUUAACAACUAACUGUGUCUAUGCAAAGUGUAGUUUUCCAACUUCUGUCAUGACAAACUACAGUAAUGUUCACUUAGAUAACAGUAAUGGACUGAGCAAUUCCAAUGUUAUUGAUGUGGCCUUUGCACUUGAAAUAUAAAUUCUCACAUAAUGCAUUUAUUACCAAUUAAACCAUCUGUUUAUAUUUUUGUAAUCCCCUGGAGUUCAGACAUAAAAAAUUUAAAUGAGGUUAACGUGUAUGCUUUAUACAGAUGUGACACAACGUUUUUGGGACAAUUCUGUAAAUUAAAAGGCACAAACCAGAAGCAAUAGUAACAAACAAAUAAAGAAAGGAUGAUUUUUUUAAAAUA
Misgurnus anguillicaudatus (oriental weatherfish) is the source of this 3709-nucleotide messenger RNA. The record is from RefSeq and is a predicted model, not a curated record. NCBI's taxonomy places the organism in Eukaryota, Metazoa, Chordata, Actinopteri, Cypriniformes, Cobitidae.